Spodoptera littoralis (African cotton leafworm) is the source of this 6523-nucleotide messenger RNA. The record is from the annotation of a GenBank genome assembly. NCBI's taxonomy places the organism in Eukaryota, Metazoa, Arthropoda, Insecta, Lepidoptera, Noctuidae.
ACGAACUUUAUUUACAAAUAUCAACAAACUUUUAUCGAAACGAAACGUGCGAAGAGACCCUGUUUUACCGACAAUAACGUCAGCUGUCAAAAUUGGUUCCCCAACGCCACUAGAGGCGCUGUAGUCAGCUUUUCCCUCUCCUCUAUUGUUUAUGACAAUUACAAGCUUCACACCGACGCGUCACCGUCGGGUUUUAUUUUAAUUUUAUAAUUAUAAGUGACAAAGUAAAUUGUGAUAAGUGUGAUUUUUAUACACAUCUUGGUGAUAAUAUUAGUGUUAAGAUUUGUUAAGUUAUUGUUGCAACGUGGAAAACAAACGAGCUUACCCUGCCUGCAGUGCGUGCCACGAGCCCCAGAGUCCCAGCCAUUAGAUUGAGUGGAGUGUCCCCUGUGCCCACACGUAGCCCUGUACGCAGCCAAAAUUCCGCGAGACACUACGGACACCUGCUCCAGCAUGGAACUGGAGAAAGCCCCUACUCUCCACGAGGAAGACUCCAAAGUUACCCUCACUAUCAGACUGAUUAUGCAGGGGAAGUCUGGAGCAAAAAUCAACAUAUCCGAUGGAUCAUGCCCAGAACGGAUUGUCACUGUUACUGGCAACACAAGCGCUAUAUUCAAAGCGUUCACACUCAUAUGCAAAAAAUUCGAAGAGUGGUGCUCGCAGUUCAACGAGGGCGGCGGCGGUGGGUCCCGCGCGCCGAUCACGUUGCGUCUCAUCGUGCCCGCCUCGCAGUGCGGCUCGCUCAUCGGCAAGGGCGGCUCCAAGAUCAAGGAGAUCCGCGAUGUCACCGGUGCUAAUAUACAGGUGGCGAGUGAAAUGCUACCAAACUCAACAGAGCGAGCCGUGACCAUCAGUGGGACUUGCGACGCUAUUACACAAUGCAUUUAUCACAUCUGCUGUGUUAUGCUAGAGAGCCCACCAAAAGGCGCGACAAUUCCCUACAGACCAAAACCAAAUGUGGCCGGCCCAGUCAUACUAGCCGGCGGACAGGCGUACACAAUCCAAGGCAACUACGCUGUACCUGCACAAGAUGCGGUGUGCGCGCCAGUGUUCCCCGUGCUGGAGGUGAAGCCCCCGCUCGUGGGCGCGCUGCCGCCGCACCAUCUGCUGCCGCCGCUGCACGACCACCACCUCAUGGGAGGUCUGGCUAAGUCACCUCUGGCCGGCCUGGCCGCCUUAGGUCUCGGCGGCCUAGGGCCAGCUAAUGCCGCCGGACUUAAUCCAGCAGCGUUAGCGGCUUUAGCUGGGUCACAACUGCGCACAUCAAACCAGUCGCGCAACCAGCCCGCCACCAAUCAACAAUCACAUGAGAUGACAGUACCCAAUGAAUUGAUAGGCUGCAUCAUCGGAAAGGGAGGUACCAAGAUCGCAGAGAUCCGACAAAUAUCCGGAGCUAUGAUCCGGAUAUCUAAUUGCGAAGAACGAGAGGGUGGCAGCACUGACCGAACCAUCACUAUCUCUGGCAACCCUGACUCCGUAGCACUGGCCCAGUAUCUCAUCAACAUGAGUGUGGAGCUACAGAAGGCGAAUCUGGAGGGUAGCACCAGCGGCUCCGGCAGCUCCACGUCGCCCAGUCCGCUCGCGUCCGCCAUCCCGCUGGCGCAGCUGCUCAGCAAGUCCGGGGCGCUCGGGGCGCUCAGCUCGCUGUCGGCGCUGGGCGGGCUGUCGGAGCUGCUGGCGCCCGCCGCGGGGCCCGUGCAGACCACGGGCGUGCACCGCUCGCACGCGCACAAGUACUCGCGGCGCCAGGACGAGGACGCGCCCGCCAAGUCCUCCAAGGACCGCAACAAGUACAACCCCUACUAGCGGUGCACGGCGUACCGGGAUGCCGCCAACUGAUCGCCGUCGUUUCGUCUUAUUCGUGUUACUCUCAAAUCAUGUAACUACAAUUGUCAUCGUUAGAUUUUACGAUAUGUACGAGCCGAGUAAAGCUUAGUGUCGUCACUGUAGGAGCCCGCGCCUGGUGCGAGGCUGUAUCGAGGAACUCGGUGUCGCUCGGUCACCUCUGUCGGUGGUAACGCCACGCCCUCUAACAGUCAUUCAUCAUCAUUAUCGUUCAAUAUUAUUUCUAAGAGUAAAUAAAAACAGUAUAACAUUUUGAGAAAUCUGUUUUCAUCUUUUUUACUUUAUUCGUUGUAUUGAAAGAUUUAAACAUUUUUGUUACUAAAAAAAUUAAUCAUAAUUAUGACUCUUUCUUUAACAUCGUAUUCUCUCUUAUUUCAACAUUUAUUUGGUGAUUUAAAAGUAUUUAAACCUCUUUCAAUAUAAAUAAUACUAAAUACUUGUUACAAUUAUUGAUUUUCUAUUUAAAUUAGAUCAAAAUAUUUGAUGUAUUUCAAAAGCAUGACUGCGCUAGAGAAAGCUUUUAUAUGACGAAAGAAUACCUCGACGAAGUAAAAAACAUUAUCUAAUAUAUUAAAAGUCGUUUUUGAUAACUAUUAAAUUAAGAUUAAAGUAUCCGGGAAGUAUAAUAUCAUCAUUACAAUGAAAUAAAAUCACGAUGGUAAUACUAAGUGCAUAGUAUAUGUAACGAUACACGAUGGACUUAGGACGGGAAAGUGAAAUAUUUACGAAUACGACAACUAGGGAUCUUGACAAUAGUAGAAGUACGUAGAAGCUAAUGGCUGUAGAAUAUACAGAGUGCUUUGCGUUCAGAUGUAAUGAAAUGUCUAUUUGGAAUCAAAAUACAGGGUGUCACAAUCACGAGAGUACAUCAAACGAUACUUCUUUUCUUUAGACGAUUCUAGAAACGAAUGCUACUUGUACUCCGACUUUUUAUUCGUUUCAGUAAAAUGACAGUUUACCUAACGCAAUCGAUUACUGAAUCAAAUCGAUUCGAAUCGAUAUUAAAUAUUACGAAUAGGUAUGCCAAAUGAUUGUCACCGUCUGGCAUAUUUACAAUAUUUUUUCUAUGACAUCAUCAGCUAUUCAUUGUGUUUUUCCUUUUAAUUGAAUAUGAGGCAUGCACUUAGAUCAUGCUUUUCUUCUUUCUAUUAUUUAUAAGUCUUGACUAAAAUCGUUCAUUGUCAUUUUGAUUUAUCGAAUCGAUUGCUGAAUGACAAAAAAGCGCACUGAAUCGAAUAAAAAGUCGGUAUGUAGGUAUUAAAUUGUAUUUCACCUCAUUUGUACACAUUCAUUUAAACAUUAUCGCGAAGUAUUGUUUGAUGACAAUACCUCUGUAUACACAUUUUAAAUGGAAGAUCAAAUUAGAAUUUUUGACAAAACUAUUAAUAAUAAUAAAAAAAUCACUUUUAGUUUCGACUAUCUCAGUUUACAACUUUAUCCGUUGCUAAGUUACUGUUCCUUAAUUUUCGAGGCAUUUUAGAAAUCAAUGAGUACUUUUAGUUCAGUUUUGUAAAACUAUAAAUUUUGUAACAGAAACAUGCUACGCAAUAUGAUUGGUUGACGAUGCUGGCGACUAAUUUGAUUGGUUGUUUAUAUUAUGAUCAGCCAAUCACGUUAGCUGUCGGGGAGCAAAGCAAUAAGUUGAUUGGUGUAUAUAGAUAAUGGGUGUUAUGCAUGAUAUUGUUAUAAUUUAUAGUUUUAUAACGCUGUCGGAUGGUCUGUGUACGACUUUAAUUUUGUUAAAAUAUCAAUAAAGUGAUUCGUUUGUAGUUGUAUGAGUCAUUUCUACUUGCGCCAAAUAUAUUCCAAUAGGAAUGGGAAUGUUGGAUAUUUUUAUUAUUUAUUAUACAUUUAUAGCUACUUAUGAUUCUCAAGAUUAUUAUAAGUAGUUUGGACUGUUUUAUAUUUAGGUGACCUUAUUAAGUAUAAGGCAGACAGCGCCGUUACGUUAGAUAUAGCGAGGCUAUAGCAGAUUAGUUAGGUAAUGGCGUUGGAAUGUCACUACAUUAUUUUAUUAAUUAGUGCGAAUUUAAAAUUGAGGUCCAAUUCGUAUGUUUCUAAAUGUAGUUCCGUAGGGAAUGCAGAUUAUUUAGCUGUCAAUAUAACUUUUUAUUUGUAAUUAAAAUCAUGUUAAUUUUAAGGUAGUAAACGUUUUCUUAUUCGUUUCAGGUUUAUAUUACUCGCUAGAAUCGUUAAGCAAAAGUGUAUUGUUUUAAAGUACAUACUUAAUAAAAAUAAUAAUAGUACGCGUGUGUUUUUUAUUGAUAACAGUUUUGUCUAACAGAGUCGUCGGUCUAGUAUUAAGUGCAGGUAACUUGUAUAGUUAAGGUUCCGAACACAAAGCUUCCUUGGAGAACCCACGCCACAAUCCUGCCCACCCACGGCACCAACCAUUCCCGUGAAUACCCGACAUGCAGAACUUUGCUCCAUCGUGUACUAUCCUACUGCUGGAUCAUCCAAUGUCCUGGUAAGAGUUUUCCUUACAUUUAAUUUAAAUCCUAGUGUUUCCGUUUUAUUCUUACUUGUUUCUAUGAACGGGCUUUACGUCUCAACCUGUUACUGCUUCAUCCUAUGAACUCCAUUUCCAUCCAAGCUGUUCUUUGAUUGUUAUAUUUUGACCCAACACGAAAAUAACUCGUUUAUGUCCCAAUGAAUGGAAUUGACACUUGAUGAUUGUUUGACCGAUGUGACUUAGUUUGUUGCGAGGGCGAAUGAUUAAUGUGCGUGUGAUGUGUUCCAGGAUCACGAUGGAGACGGCCGGGCUGCCCCUGCCGGGCUACCACUACAUCGCCCCGAACCACAUCGUGAAGGCACCGAUCCAUUGAAUGGGGCUCCGCGGCCAGAAUCCCGGCGUUGCGUACAAGAUGUACCACACGGAACGCACCAUUCUGAUGCAGCCGCAAUACGGGACUCUGGCUCCGAUAUACUUCUUCAAAUGAACGUGACCAAAAUAAUCUCUCUAGUACGAGGUGACGCUAUUGGCAAGACAUUAGAUCCACGCUGAAUGUAUGUUUACAUUUGUUACGAGUUUAUAAGUAUUUUAGAUAUUCUUAUAUUUAUUCUCCACUGUAUUUGAUUGAUUGGAGCAGAACAUGUCAGUGGUUUAUAUAUCAGUGAGAUCUGGGGAAGGGGUUUGAAUAUGAAUUAUUAUAAAAGAAAACUUACGACUGACAUUUUAAAAUUUUUGCUAAUCCGUGAACAGUGAGCUUGUAAUAUAACUUCACAAAACACUUAUUUUAAAUAGUUAAAUAUUUAUAAUGAUUUGUCUCGUUCACUGGUCACGGCUUAUGAAUUUAUAACACUGGAGUUAGCUAAGCUGAUCGAAUUUACUAUGGAUUUAAGCGGUUGAGUAUAUCAAUUGUCUAUUGGAUUUAUUUUCCAUUAUGAUCAGUACCGACCACAAGUAAUAAUGUUCAAACUAAGGUAAAUCGAGUGUCGGCGUACAUUAGAUAGGUGUAGAUGCGUUACAAUCGACCUCGGACCCGCUGACGUAGCGUAGUGUUAGAUUAGCGAACAGAGUGAGAGGGUUUAAAGACAAUAUUUGUAAAUAAAAUAAUCGUAAUUACCUGAGAAUUAGGGGGUUACAGUAACAGUAGCGGCGCUCGGGCGCGGCGCGGCGAUACGAAACCGAUGGGAUCAAAUCCUUUAAGUAACUUACUUUAAAACGAAGACAGAGGAGAAGAUAACAUUUCAGUAUAUCAUUUAAAAUCGUCUAAUAUCACAAAAAAGACGUUAGGUAUAAAAAUAGUGUUGCUAAAUGUGAUAGUCUUCUAAUUUAUUUAACAUUUGAACUAUUAAGAUCUCUAACGUAUACACAUGUGUAGGAUACAUCGGCUACUGGGAAAUUGAAGUCGAAUAAUUAAUAUUGGUCUAGGGAUCAAAGCCAAAGAUUGUUAAAGUUUGUUUAACAUUAAUAAUGUUGUGGAUUUAUGCUAAAUUAUUCUGAGAGUAGUUAAUGUUUAGUGAUGUAAUGUAGAACGGUUGAUUUGAAUUAUUUUAUCACCCUCUCCAGACUGCUCAUUGUAUUUAGUCUUAGAUCAAAUAUAGUCCUGUGGUAAUCAAAUAUUUCCAAAAAAAGUAAAAAAAAAAUACACUUAGUUUAACGUAGAGUAAGAUAACUAUAGGACCACUGUAUUGAGAAGCGUUUCAGUGACAUGUCAUUAUCUGUGGAAGUAGAUGUGCCAACGUGCCGGUCACGACGGAUCGAGUGCCAAACAUAUAAACUGCAACUUGUAACUAAGGCAUAUCGUGUGCACUACACAUGUAUUUCUUGACAUGCUAUAUAACAGUAAAAGUAUCAAGUUAUAGAAUUACGUAAGCGAUUACUGUAUUAUCCACUACUUAUUAAUUUUGCACCCUAGUUAUAAGAUUUCUCGGUUAGAGUAAAUAUUCUCGAAACAUAUCCCGAAAACAUAUUCCCCAAGUCUUCCCCUGCAGUAUUUCAGUAAUUAAUGAUUGUGCCAAAGUUGUGUCUAAAAUUUAUUUACAUAAUUAUGUGUAUUUUAAUGUGACGUCGAUAGUAUUGAAAAUUAGUUCGUAUUUCGUUAAAAUCGUCGGUCGAUAUCGAUAUGCUAGUCAAAUUGUUCUGAAAGUAGAAAAAAUUAAGAAAUUGUAUAAUGCUAGUCAAAAUUUUGUUUUCUAUUGGUAUUUGCGUUAUGUGAAGAUAAUGAAAAGUUUA